GUGCCAGCAGCUGGUUGUGUCUGCAGCUCCCCUUUAGCUAGAGCCGCCCAGCGAGUGACAGUUCCGGGCGGGGUAACGCAGUGUGUGUCCGUCACUCAUUAGCUUCAGGGGAACUUGUUAUGAACAUGGAUUUUAACGUGAAGAAGUUUGCGGCGGACGCCGGUACUUUCCUGAGCCGAGCAGUGCAGUUUACUGAGGAAAAGCUGGGGCAGGCAGAGAAGACCGAGCUGGAUGCUCACCUAGAGAAUCUGAUCGCUAAAGCAGAAAGCACAAAACUAUGGACAGAGAAAAUCCUCAAACAAACAGAGGUGCUGUUACAGCCAAAUCCAAAUGUCAGGAUUGAAGAAUUUGUUUAUGAGAAGCUUGACAGGAAAGUACCAAGUCGUAUGAAUAAUCAAGAGCAGUUGGGUCACUUCAUGAUUGAUGCUGGGAAUGAAUUUGGCCCUGGAACAGCAUAUGGAAACGCUCUCAUUAAAUGUGGGGAGACGCAGAGAAGAAUAGGAGGUGCACACAAGGAACUUGUACAAACCGGCGCUAUAAAUUUCCUCACUCCCCUGAGGAAUUUUAUUGAAGGAGAUUAUAAAACCAUGACUAAAGAGAGAAAACUUCUUCAGAAUAAGAGGCUGGAUCUGGAUGCAGCAAAAACCCGAAUGAAAAAAGCCAAAGUUACAGAAGCCAGAGCCGCAUCUGAACAGGAACUCCGAAUUACACAGAGUGAAUUUGACCGCCAGGCAGAGAUUACAAGACUUUUGCUGGAAGGCAUCAGCAGUACACACGCACAUCAACUUCGCUGUCUGAAUGAUUUUGUAGAAGCUCAGAUGACCUAUUUCGCACAGUGUUAUCAGUAUAUGCUGGAUCUUCAAAAACAGCUUGGCAGUUUCCCAUCAACGUUUGCAUCCAACAACAAUCAGUCAUCUUUAACGCCCAUGCAAAAUGUCUCUCUUCCGUCAGUUUCUGCCUCUGCACCAUUACCUGCUGCAACUAAUUCUGUAGUUACUUCUGGCUUCACUGAGCUGAAAGCCUCACAUGGCAACAGAAAGGCCCGAGUCCUGUAUGAUUAUGAUGCCGCAAACAGCACUGAAUUAUCACUUCUUGCAGAUGAGGUAAUAACAGUAUACAGCAUUCCUGGAAUGGAUUCUGAUUGGCUGAUGGGUGAAAGAGGAAAUCAAAAAGGCAAAGUGCCAAUUACAUAUCUAGAGCUGUUAAACUAAGUGACUUUUUUUCCCUAAGUGCCGAUAUUCAUAAAAAAAUAUAUAUUUAUAUGCAAUUAACCAGAAUUGAGUCUUCCGUAUUACGUGUCUUAAAUGAAUUCAGCCAUUAAAUACUGGCCAGCGAUUGUACUGCCAUUUCUUCUGCAUGGAAAACACUUUUGUGAAAUAACCUUUUUUGUUAGGAUCUUUUACUUUGUAUACAAUUAAUGUUUUCUAAAUUCUCUUUCUUACUGACCUCUUUUUAUAAUUAACCAACUUUUUCCGCGGAUUACUCUGGUUUGGAUACAAAGGCGCGAUUUUCUACUCCGUUUGUGUGUUAAAUGGUAACCAGCUUAUUUUUCCCUUUAUGUAAAAUAAAUGUCUUUCUGUGCCAAACUA
Messenger RNA from Bombina bombina (fire-bellied toad), 1589 nucleotides. It is a transcript of the gene SH3GLB1, whose product is annotated as SH3 domain containing GRB2 like, endophilin B1. The transcript is spliced from 9 exons. Gene Ontology annotation, biological process: membrane organization. The record is from RefSeq and is a predicted model, not a curated record. Gene Ontology annotation, molecular function: protein binding. Gene Ontology annotation, cellular component: membrane; cytoplasm. Bases 120 to 1211 code for a protein of 363 amino acids. NCBI's taxonomy places the organism in Eukaryota, Metazoa, Chordata, Amphibia, Anura, Bombinatoridae.